ACAAUGUAGGGCAGCCUGGUCACCAGUGGGUCUCCAUACUGUUCUCUGGGGGGGAGCAUGGAGCCAGAUGGGCAACUCAGAACCCCAGGGACCAGCUAUGGGUCCCCACCCGUCUGCUCAGAUCAAGAUCCGGCCAACCCCACCUUCUUCGCCUGCGACUUGGGGACGUCGUGUUCUUCAAACCCGGGAGGUGGACCGACGUCUGGACAAAGCCCGUGGGACCAAGCCGGAGAGGAGAGGUCCGAGCAGAGCGAGGACUCUCAGCCUGCUGCCCAGGAGAGAUUCAAGACUUCAGCCUUUCCCUCCUCCCUCAGCUGGGACUCUGACUCCGAGAAAGAAACACUAGACGAGGAGGAGCUACAGAACUUUUCUAACCCUCACGGUCUGGCUGCUCACAGCCCAGGAUCUCCCUCAACUGGACUCAGGCCUGAUAGCGAAGAUGAUCCUGAAUGUGAGAAACUGCAGCACUUCCAUGCAGAUGACCCUGAGGAGGAGCACAGCGACAAUAAUGAGAGCAGAACGACAGAGGAGCCAAAUACGUGUGAGCUCGGCCAAAAGGAAUCGGCAGAAGGCAGAUGCUGGAACGCAUCGGAGCCACUUCUGCUCAAAGUAAAACCAAAAGAAGGUUGCCAAAUGGAGGAGGAGGAGGUCGACAGUAGCGAGGGAGAGACGACGAGGCCCAAGGGGAAAGAAAGUACGGAGCUCGAACGAGAUGUUUACACCUUCCCUGGAGACUCGGACCCUGAGAGUCCCCCUCCUGCCCCCUGGGCUCAUUGCACUUUUAUCCAGAGGUGCAGAAAGAAGAGGGUGCUGCUCAGACCCUUCUCUGGACUCGGCAUCUCGAAGCACCCGUUGCCAGAGACCGUCAAGUUGGCAACGCCGGGACCUCAUAAAUCUAUACCCGAUGAGACGGCACCGCUGAGCCCAGAGGUCUGCGAUUCAGAGGGAGUCGGCUUCGGAGAGGGAGUCGGCUUCGGAGAGGGAACGGCGGAGACGACGAGAGAAAAUGCCGAGGAAGACGAUGGAAGAGAGGAGUCGGGGGCAGAAGUCUUCACCUGUGUGGAGUGUAGCAUUUACUUUAAAAAGCAGAUUCACCUGCAGGAGCACAUGAUGGAGCACUGUCAGAGUGGAGGCAGGCGCUCGGGAAAGGGCAGCCGUUUGCAGUGCGUGGAGUGUGGUUGGACCCUGCCCAACCGCCAAGCCCUGAUGGACCACCACAGGAAGCACCAGGAGUCCCGUCUGAAGAUCCUGGAGGAGAUUGAAAAACUGAACGAUAAAGAAAAGGCAGCUGUGGCACAACACACGGGCCUGUUCUCAAGUCCAGACGAGGAGUCGGAGCCUGAAAUGGUCCAAUCACCACCUUCGUCCCCGGCUUUAGUGGCAGCACAGGACACGGAUUCAGCAGUCAUAGAUUUGGACGUGACGACUCUGAAUUCAGAUAGAAGUCCUGCUCACGCACGAACCGCCUCAGGCUACCGCCGCCGCUUCGUCUGCACCGAGUGCAACUUCAGCACAAAAACAGCCCAGGCUCUGGCGAACCACUCCAAGACUCAUAACAGAAAGAAACUCCUAAACCGGGCGUCCAACUCCCUGGCGUGCGGCCACUGUGCCUUCCUGACCACAAGCCCAACCAGACUGAAGGAACACCUUACAGUCGUUCACUUCGAACCGGUGUCCGUGGGUGGACAGCGGGACGAUGAAACCAGAAAACCUUCAAGAUCUAAUCCUCGUGCACAGCUGUCAAAAGAGUCUCAUUGCCUUCUCGAGCCCAAGACCCGGCACGACGCAGCUCAAGGAACCACCGCAUCUGAGGAAACGACCACACCAGACGACGACGCAUCUCGAGUGGACUACAACUGCGAAGGGAGUUCCGGUGCAGGAGGGAGGACUUCCACUGAGCUGUCCCAGUUUGAUCCGGAGGUGGAGGAUGACAGGCUGACUGGGACCGAAGAGGAAGAGCAGGAACAAGAUCACAGCCGAGGCUUUAAUCCAUCCCAGCAAGAGGCAGACUCCCAAAUGGGAGGCAGGCUGCACAGCAGAGCUCAGCGCCACACCGAGAACUCUUCUGCUGCGUCAUCAUCACCUGCCAAGCAGGGCUCAAAGCACAAAGAGGAAACCGAGAAAGAAAGGAAGGUUUUCUUCUUGAGGAGGAGGAGCAACAGGAUUUCUGCCGCCUCUCCCCAAACUGACAGCGACGACGAUGACGAGCGUGCGCUGCGCUUCCUGUCGGAGGGCAUGCUGGAUGAAGUCGAGAUGGAUGACGAAGCGCUCAGGAGUGUAGAGAGGAAGUGCCCAUACUGCCCUGAUCGAUUUCAUAACGGAAUCGGGCUGGCCAAUCACGUGCGAGGACACCUGAACCGGGUGGGGGUGAGCUACAACGUGCGUCACUUCAUAUCCCCCGAGGAGGUCAACGCGAUUGAGAAGAAGUACUCCUAUCAGAAGAAGAAGAAGAAAGUUGCCAACUUCGACCCGGACACCUUCAGUGUGAUGCACUGUGAGUUCUGCAGCGCUGGCUUCGAUACCCGGGCCGGCCUGUCCAGCCACGCCCGCGCCCACCUCCGAGACUUCGGCAUCACCAACUGGGACGUGACCAUCUCGCCGAUCCACAUUCUGAGGGAGCUGUUCUCCAGCAGGCCAGACCUGGCGAUCCCCACGGCACCCCCGCGCAGCUAUGAAAGCUCCUCGGAAGAGGAGGAGGAGGAGGGAGUUCUGGACGAGGAUGAGAAUGACUCUGAAGAGGGAGGGAUAAUCCAGGUGAAGCUUGAAGGGGAGGCGAGCGACAGGAGCCUCAGCCCUUCAGGUUCUGGUGUCCUGCCUGCAGCACGUCGUCGGCGCUCUCAGAGGAAGGACGGAGAGGGUGAGUUUAAUCACGGAUACGUUCCUGAAAGCAUUAACACUGAGGAUUUAUUUUUUUAAUUACACCUUUAUUUAACCAGAUAAAAACCCAUUGAGAUCAAGACCUCUUUCACAAGGAUGACCUGGCCAAGAACAGGCGGCAGCAGCACACGCCAUAAAAAACAAAACAAGGAGCAAGAUUAUGAAGACUUCAGAAAUAUAUAAAAAUAUAAAACAUACAGUAUAACAGUAAAUGUUAAUAAUUAUUUAAAACAAUAACAAUUUAAGAUCUAAAACACA
Molecule: messenger RNA, 3135 nt
Organism: Nematolebias whitei (Rio pearlfish)
Lineage: Eukaryota; Metazoa; Chordata; Actinopteri; Cyprinodontiformes; Rivulidae
Product: protein Wiz
Exons: 7
Coding region: 58-2916 (952 amino acids)
Biological process (GO): regulation of transcription by RNA polymerase II
Cellular component (GO): nucleus
Molecular function (GO): DNA-binding transcription factor activity, RNA polymerase II-specific; RNA polymerase II cis-regulatory region sequence-specific DNA binding
Source: RefSeq, a predicted model, not a curated record